Messenger RNA from Kwoniella shivajii, 2433 nucleotides. RefSeq lists its product as uncharacterized. Gene Ontology annotation, cellular component: nucleus. The record is from RefSeq and is a predicted model, not a curated record. NCBI's taxonomy places the organism in Eukaryota, Fungi, Basidiomycota, Tremellomycetes, Tremellales, Cryptococcaceae. Gene Ontology annotation, molecular function: RNA polymerase binding; transcription coregulator activity. The coding region runs from base 1 to 2433 and encodes 810 amino acids. The transcript has 8 exons.
AUGUCAGGAGUCCCACCUGGGCCACCACCUGGACCACCUCCUGUUAGCAACAAUAUUAUGAGACCUCCUGGACCUCCACCUGGAGCCCCCACAGGACAACCAUUCAGAGCUCCAUAUGGAUUCCCACCCGGUCCACCAAUGGGUUUACCGCCUAUGAUGCCCAAUUUUCCACCACCAUUACCUGCAGGAUGGUCUGAACAUCGAGCCCCGGAUGGAGUGACACCGUAUUUUUAUAAUACACAAACACGCGAAUCAACUUAUGUCCGACCAAAUCUUUUCCCUCAAUUCCCACCUCCAGGUAUCUCCUCUUCUGCUAAUGGUACUCCAGUACCAGCAACGGAGAAGAAAAAGAAAAAAGAAAAACCAAAGGAUAAAGUCGCCAUUCCAGGAACAACUUGGACAAGAGUUACUACCAAUGAAGGUAACGUUUUCUAUUUUGAAAAGGAAUCUAAAAAGUCAGAAUGGAGUGUUCCUGAAGAAAUCAGAGAGGAAGUAGAAAAGCUUGAAGCAGAAGAAAGGGAUCUGGCUGAACAGAAAGAAAGAGCGGAAAAAGAAAAGGCUGAAUUGGAACGUUUAGAAAAGUUAAAGGAGGUUGAAAGAAUCAGAUUAGAGAUCGAAGAAGAAAGAAAGAAAAGAGCAAUUGAGAAUGAACGGAAACGAAAAGCCAGAGAUGAACCUCAAGAGGAAGAAGCAGGACAGAGAAAAGAGGUCAAAAUACCUAAAACGGAAGAGGAUCCGGUUAAUGGCGAAGGGGACGAAGAAGAAAAAGCAGGAGAGGGUGGAGAUUUCCAACCUCAAGAUGACGAGGAUGAAGCAGCAUGGAUGAGAGCUGUCGCGGCUGAAUUCGCAGAAGCUGAUAAACAACUCGAAGAAGAAAAGCAAAAGACUGCUGAAGACAUUAGAAAAGAAGAAGAAGAAGCUGCUAAGAAAGUAUUCGCCGUUCCGGAAAAAGUACAAGUUUCACCCGAGGAAGGAAGAGCAUUAUUCAAGGCUUUGCUCAUCGAAAAAGACAUCAAUCCAUUUUUACCAUGGGAUCAAUCUCUACCUCUUUUCAUCAAUGAUCCUCGAUAUGUCCUUCUAUCCUCCCAGAAAGAAAGACAAGAAGUAUACGAUGAGUACUGUAGGGAUGUCGGACGUGCUAGAAGAUUGGCGAAAACUUCUGGCAGUGGCUCUAAAGUGCCUGAUAAGAAGACUGAUCCAGAGAGAGAAUACAAAGCUUUACUCAGAGAAGAAGUCACCAGCACUCGAAGUCGAUGGGAUGAUUUCAGGAAGAAAUGGAAGAAAGACCGGAGGUUUUACGCCUUUGGAAGAGAUGAUAGAGAUAGGGAGAAACUUUUCAAGACUCAUCUACGGGAAUUAGGGGAACGUAAACGAGCGGACGCUCAACGUGCCGAACAAGAUUUCAACGAUCUUCUGAAGGAAACAGAUGAUAUAACCUCAUCCUCUGUAUGGGCUGAAGUCAAACGGCCUCUAUCGAAAGAUUCACGAUAUGAUGCAGUCGGCUCAUCAUCGCUCCGAGAAGAACUGUUCAAUAAUUAUAUACGUAAAUUAGCUUCCAGCAGUUCAAGUCAACCUUUAUCAAAAGAAGAAGAAGCCGCCAAAAAAUUAUCCGAGAGAAAGGCAAAAGCCGAGGCCAGUCUGAGAGAGAGAGAAGCAAAAAUACGAAAUGAGAAACAGAAACUCGAAAUGGAAACCAACAAGAGCAGAGCGGGUGCAGGACGUGAAGAAGCUGAGAGGUUAUUCUGCAGUCUAUUAGUCGAUCAAGUUAGGGAUUCUGACGUAACUUGGAUAGCAGCGUCUCGAUCUUUAGAAUCUGAUCCAAGGUUCAAUCACCCUGCUUUAGGUCCAAGGGAUAAACAAAGGCUAUUCAACGAUCAUUUGAAUCGAUUACAAUCUAAAAAAUCGAAUGCGUUGAAUCAGCUAUUCGAGAAAUAUACACCAUCACUUGACACCUCUUAUGAAACAGUAUAUCCUAAAAUAGUGGACGAUCCUUUAGUGAAACGAUUAGGACUACAGGGUGAAUCGUUAGAAGAUAAAUGGAAAGUCUGGAAAAGGACAAAAGAAUCAGAAGGUAGAAAAGAAUUUGAAGAAAUGCUGGGUGAAAAUAGUUUCGUUGAAUUUUGGGGUAAGAUGAGAAAGAAGACUUUGGAUGAAAAUGCCCUGAAUGUCAAACAAGAUGAGCAAUUCGAAGAAGCUGAAGGAUUAGAUAUUGUCGGACAAGAAAAUGAAAAUCAAAGUGGUAAAAAAGACUUGACUGAAUUAGCUAGACAAAUUGAUUUAGGUGAAAUCAAAUCGGUUUUAAGACGAGAUAAAAGGUAUAGACAGUUUGACCAUAUCCCCGAAAAGAGAGAACAAUGGUUAAGAGACUAUCUGGAAAAUCUCGAAGCUGCGUCUGGAUCAAGAACGAUACAUAACAUCGGUUUAGGAAGAUGA